Messenger RNA from Loxodonta africana (African savanna elephant), 1287 nucleotides. RefSeq names its product olfactory receptor 10G3. Lineage: Eukaryota; Metazoa; Chordata; Mammalia; Proboscidea; Elephantidae. The transcript has a single exon. Gene Ontology annotation, molecular function: G protein-coupled receptor activity; olfactory receptor activity. Gene Ontology annotation, biological process: G protein-coupled receptor signaling pathway. The coding region runs from base 201 to 1142 and encodes 313 amino acids. The record is from RefSeq and is a predicted model, not a curated record. Gene Ontology annotation, cellular component: membrane.
AACACUUUCUUUACAAAAACAGGGCAACCCCUGCUAUAGUUCAUAGCUUCUCCCUACUUUCAUCUCUUCACCUAAGAGAAAAACUUCUCCGCCACUCACCCAGAUAUUCACAAUCUCUUUCUCUAGUUCCUCCUCACUUUCCUCUCACUUCCAUGCUAACUCCUCUGUUGUCCAUUCUCUAGGAAAGAUCACUCCAGGGGAUGGAAAGAGUCAACAGCACACUGUUGACUGAGUUCAUCCUGACAGGAAUUCCCUACCCAAUCAGGCUAAGAACAUUUCUUUUUGUGUUCUUUUUGCUCAUCUACAUCCUGACUCAGCUGGGGAACCUGCUUAUUCUAAUCACCGUCUGGGCGGACCCUCAGCUCCAUGCCCACCCCAUGUACAUCUUUCUUGGUGUUCUCUCUAUCAUUGACAUGGGCAUCUCCUCCAUCAUUGUCCCUCGUCUUAUGAUGAACUUCACUGUAGGCAUCAAACCCAUCCUGUUUGGUGGCUGUGUGGCUCAACUCUAUUUCUAUCACUUCCUGGGCAGCACCCAGUGCUUCCUCUACACGCUGAUGGCCUAUGACAGGUACUUGGCCAUAUGCCGGCCCCUCCACUACCCUGUGCUCAUGACUGCUAAGCUGAGCGCUUUGCUUGUGGCUGGAGCUUGGGUGGCAGGGUCAAUUCAUGGGGCUCUCCAGGCCAUCCUAACCUUCCGCCUGCCCUACUGUGGGCCCAACCAGGUAGAUUACUUCUUCUGUGACAUCCCUGCUGUGUUAAGACUGGCCUGUGCAGAUACAACAGUCAAUGAGCUGGUGACUUUUGUGGACAUUGGGGUGGUAGUUGCCAGUUCCUUCUCUCUGAUCCUCCUUUCCUACAUAAAGAUCAUUCAGGCCAUCCUGAGAAUCCACACAGCUGAUGGGCGGCGCCGGGCAUUUUCAACCUGUGGAGCCCACGUAACCUUGGUCACCGUGUGCUAUGUGCCCUGUGCCUUCAUCUACCUGAGGCCUGAAACCAACAGCCCCCUGGAUGGGGCAGCUGCCCUAUUACCAACAGCCAUCACUCCUUUCCUCAAUCCCCUUAUCUACACUCUUCGGAAUCAAGAGGUGAAGUUGGCCCUAAAGAGAAUGAUAAUAGGCCCAGGGACUAAAAGUGAGAUUUGAAAGUAUGUGUACCCCACUGGAGAAGUCUUCACACUUAGAAUCUGUUCUAACGUUUAGAUUUUAGAAAGUUUUUUUUUUUUCUUCUCGCUUUUACUCUUUUAUGUAGCCACAUUAUAUCAUCAGUACAACAGUAUCAAGAACAGUU